Molecule: messenger RNA, 933 nt
Organism: Onychomys torridus (southern grasshopper mouse)
Lineage: Eukaryota; Metazoa; Chordata; Mammalia; Rodentia; Cricetidae
Gene: Dnajb7
Product: DnaJ heat shock protein family (Hsp40) member B7
Exons: 1
Coding region: 1-933 (310 amino acids)
Biological process (GO): protein refolding; positive regulation of proteasomal ubiquitin-dependent protein catabolic process
Cellular component (GO): endoplasmic reticulum membrane; cytosol
Molecular function (GO): ATPase activator activity; Hsp70 protein binding
Source: RefSeq, a predicted model, not a curated record
AUGGUGGACUACUAUGAAGUUCUAGGAGUGCAGAGAUAUGCGUCACCAGAGGACAUAAAAAGAGCUUACCGGAAAGUGGCACUUAAAUGGCAUCCUGAUAAAAAUCCAGACAAUAAAGAGGAAGCAGAGCGAAAAUUCAAAGAAGUCGCCGAGGCAUACGAAGUAUUAUCAAAUGGUGAAAAACGGAACAUUUAUGAUAAAUAUGGCAAGGAGGGAUUAAACGGCAGAGGUGGAAGUCAUCUUGAUGACGAAUGUGAAUAUGGUUUCACAUUCCGUAAGGCAGAUGAUGUCUUUAAAGAAAUUUUUGGUGAAAGGGACCCAUUUUCAUUUCACUUCUUUGAAGACUCACUGGAGGACCUUUUGAGCACUUCAAGAAGCCCCAACAGAAGCAGAAGCAGAGGUACAGGAUCCCUUUUCUCCCAUUCCUGUGACCACCCAGUGUUUACCAGGCUUUCUCCUUAUGACACAGGAUAUAUGUCUUACGUUUCACUGGGGCACGAGGGCCUUACUUCAUUCUCUUCCCUGGCAUUUGAUGAUACCGAGAUGGGCAAUUACAUACCCAUUACACCUUCAGGCAAAACUGUUAAUGGAAGAAAAAUCAACUCAAAGAAAAUUUUUGAGACCCAUCAAGAAAUAGGAGCUGAAGAUGACCGUGAGUUGAAAUCCUUUCUUGUAAACAGUGUGGCAGAAGAAGAGGGCUUUGCAGAAAAAUGGAACUGGAGAAGACAGUCAUUCAACAAUUAUUCACCAAAUUCCCACAGCCCCCCAAAUAUAUCUUCAUAUACUCUUGUGGACAACAAUGAACAAGGCACACCUUGGGUCACCAGCAAGAAGGAUCCUUCCAUUUUCUCAACAGGAUUCAAAGAAGGUGGUAGGAGGAAAAAAAAGCACAAAGAGGGGCAGAAGAAGAAGUCAAAUAAAAGGAAUCGCUAA